Molecule: messenger RNA, 342 nt
Organism: Rotaria sp. Silwood2
Lineage: Eukaryota; Metazoa; Rotifera; Eurotatoria; Philodinida; Philodinidae
Source: the annotation of a GenBank genome assembly
AUGAAUGAAAACGACAGUACAACAACAAUUACAGAUCAAUUAAAUUCUCUUCGUUUAAUAUUACGUUCAGAUGAUCAUCUUCAAAUUCAACUAUUAGGAGAUUAUGAGCAAGUUCGUAUCAAACUUGAUCAUGAUAUACAAAUAAGUUUUUUCUUUAAUACACUUAACAUUUUACAUAAAUCAUUAACUAUUAAUAAUAUACAUGAUUUACGAAUUCAUAAAUCAUCAAAUAAAUGUUCAUUAAAUAAUGAUCAGUGGACAAAUAUUCAUAAAUAUUUUGAUGAAAUUAUUCAGCAAUCAAAUGAACAAACAUCAGUUCAAUAUAUUAUUCAAUUAAUUUAA